Salvelinus namaycush (lake trout) is the source of this 6138-nucleotide messenger RNA. RefSeq names its product tudor domain-containing 6-like. The transcript has 4 exons. The record is from RefSeq and is a predicted model, not a curated record. Lineage: Eukaryota; Metazoa; Chordata; Actinopteri; Salmoniformes; Salmonidae. The coding region runs from base 1 to 6138 and encodes 2045 amino acids. Gene Ontology annotation, biological process: spermatogenesis.
AUGUGUUCAAUCCCUGGGCUCCCAACACCAGGUUCAAACGUUUCAGUUCUCAUAACAAGGGUGAACUGCAAUCCCCAAUGUGAUAUUGUGGAGCUAUGGGGCAAUUUUGAUCAAGAGAGAAAAAUUGCCUAUCAACGCCUGCGAAAAGACAUUCAGUUUCCCAGAGAAACCUUUCGUGAGUUGGAGGGAAAUCCUGGAGAUGUGUGCUUGGUUCAGAUAUAUGAAACUUGGUAUAGGGUACGCAUAGUCUCAAGAAAUGGCUCAAGUUACAAUGUGUUCCUUAUUGACGAAGGGAGAAUGCUUGGUGUCACCACUAGCAUGUUGGCUUGGGGUCAGAAAGAGUUUUUCCACCUACCCCCUGAGGUAGAAUUCUGUGUUCUUUCCAGUGUGUUGCCUCUGUCACCUGAGAACAGGUGGUCUCCAGUGGCCUUAGAAUUUCUGAAAUCCCUCUGCGGAAAGACGGUUGAUGCAUGUGUCCAGGACAUCUUGGUGCCCCAUAGAACCUUCCUCCUGGAUGUUCCCUGCGUAUCUAGACAGAUGCACGAAAUGGGGUUUGCUAAGAAGCUGAGCACCGAUAAGUUCAAGCUCUACGUUUCAAAGUCAUUGCAGAGUGGGGCUUCAAACUCUACAGAAUAUCCACAGAAGUCCUCCACGAGAAAUGACCCACUAGAGACCCGUGAGCAAAUUGAGAAGCAGCAGAACUACAUGUAUCCAGAGCUGCAAACGGAAACCGUAGAGACGGUCAUUGUCACGGAGGUAACCAACCCACUGCGCGUCUUCUGUCAGUUGAAGGUGUUUUCUCAAGAGUUGAAGAAACUAACGGAGCAGAUUACACAACACUAUGAAGGCCGAGUGGAAAUGGGCAUCACCAGACCCGAAACGUUGGGUUCCCCAUGUGCCUCAAGAGCAAGUGACGGAAGGUGGUAUCGGUCUAUGUUACAACAGGUCUUUCCAGCAAAUAAUGUGGUUGAAGUGCUCCAUGUCGACUAUGGGAAGAAACAGUUUGUCCAAGCGGAGAACAUCAGACCACUGGCCACAGAGUUCUUCAGAAUGCCUGUUGUCACAUAUGUCUGCUCCCUCCACGGCGUCAUCGACAAAGGCGUUGGAUGGACGGCUGCCCAGAUUGAAUAUCUGAAAUCCCUACUUCUGAACAGGACUGUGAUCGCCAAGUUCGAGUACCAGAGUCUGUCAGAGGGAGUCCACUACAUAACACUCUAUGGGAAUGAAAACGCAAACAUCAACAAACUGUUUGGCACAAAGGAGAGAUGUUUGCUGGACUCUGAGAAGUCGCAUGAGAAGUUGCAUGGAGAUUAUGCUGUUCGCAACAACUGUGCAAGUCCUCCACAUCCAGAUGGAAUCAAAUUUCAGGAAACUGCACCACCAAGCUCUGGUGAUCCCAAGGAAAUUAAGGCUAAAUAUCCUGCCGAAGAUCUCCCUCUGAAUUCUUCACACGUGGCAGUUGUACAACAUGUGGAGAACCCUUCAGAAUUCUGGAUUCACACACAGAUGUAUGCAGAUGCAUUUAAUCAAAUGAUGAGUGAUCUUGCUGAUUUGUACAGCAACCCAGUCAGUGCGGGAGUUGUCAAAUGUCCAAAGGUUGGCCUUUAUUGUGCUGCCAGAUCACAAGACAACUCUUUUUACAGGGCGACUGUGUCUGAAGUCACUGGGAACAAGGCCAGGGUCUUCUUUUUUGACUAUGGAAACACAGAGAUGAUUGACUGGUUCAAUCUAGGAGUCCUUCCUGACAAGUUUAAAGAGUUGCCAGCACUUGCACUGAAGUGUAGGCUGGCCGGUAUUAGACCAAAAGAGGAGAAAUGGAGCCGAAAUGCUACAGACUUCUUCACAAAAUCAAUCGCAGACAAGAUCCUGGAUGUACACGUAACUGCAAAGUCUCAUGGUGCUUACAUUGUUCAACUGAUGGACUCAUCUGCACAUGGAGAGCGAGAUGUCAGUAAGCUGCUUUGCAGUGCUGGCUUUGCAGAGAAGGGCGACACAAGUAAGACACCUCACAAGGCCUCUUCAAGGCCUAUCAUCGCCCCCACAACACAGAACCCACGUGCCAUUCCUUAUGAUGUGUUCAAGGCAAGUGUUGGCCCUCAAGGAUUGUCCACCAGCGAUUCCACUGUCAAAGAGUCCAGAACUGCCUUCAAGGAAUACCUGUUUCCAAUAGGAAGUUCAGUUGAAGUCACGGUGUCUUACAUUGAGAGUCCAAAUGACUUUUGGUGCCACCUAGCACAAAAUUCUAAUCAUCUAAAAUGGCUCAUGCAAGACAUACAGCAGCACUAUGCUGACACCGAGUUUGCGCAACCUGUAGAACCUGCCUGUGUUGCCCGCCAUCCAGACAACGGAAUGUGGUACAGAGCCCUGGUCAUUCAGAAGCAUGCAACACUGCACGUUGAUGUGCUGUUCAUAGACUAUGGUCAGACAAAGACAGUCUCCCUGCAAGACUUGCGCCGCAUAGAUCCCAACUUCGUGCAACUUAAAGGUCAAGCUUUUCGUUGCAGCUUGUACAACCUUAUCCUCCCUACUUCUCACACCACUGAAUGGCCUGAAGAUGCCAUUAGACAGUUCCAGGACUUUGUGGACACCGCAGCAUCCGACCACAGGGUCUUGAAGUGCACCAUAUAUGCUGUCAUGUACAAUGCCCAGAAAGUGGUAUUCAAUGUGGUGGAUCUGGAAACACCCUUUCAGAGUGUCUGCAACUUGAUGGUUCAGAAAGGACUGGCAAACCGUGCACCAGCCAAAAAAGUCCCUUCCUCCCCUUUCCGGUUGGACACCUACUACUACUCCACUCACAACAUCAAAACGGGGAGUGAAGAAGAGGUCAGUGUGACAAGUGUGAAAAAUGUCAAUCACUUCUACUGCCAGCUGAAAAGGAAUGCAGAUACAGUUGAAGGACUUGCAGAGACCAUCAACACGCUUUGUCGCCAGUUGGAGAUCACCAACUGUCCCCAAACUUUUGGAACUGUGUGCUUUGCGAAAUACACAGACGGAGAGUGGUACAGAGGGCAGAUCAAGUCUAGAAAUCCAACAAUCCUGGUGCACUUUGUGGAUUAUGGCGACACAUUGGAAGUAAAAAAAUCAGAUCUGCUUCCCAUUCCCAUUGAGGCCAGUGAGAUCAUGUCUGUGCCUGUACAAGCUGUCCAGUGUGGGCUUUCUGAUAUCCCCGGAGAGGUUACAAAUGAGGUGAACGGCUGGUUUGAGACCAGUAUGACUGACCGGAACUUCAGGGCUCUUGUGGUGGCAAAAGAACCUGGGGGCAAGUUGCUGGUGGAGCUCUAUGACAGGAAAAUGCAAGUGAAUGCAAAGAUAAAGGAGAAGUUCAACCUUGACAUGCACAGAGAAGAGCAAGUAGUACACCGGAGCAGGAGACCACAUGAUGGAACCAGCGGCCACACAUCAGCUCUUGAAGCCAAACCUCGGUCUACAACUAAAGAGAUGCUACAAAAAACAGACGAGGACACCCAAAAGUUUGAGAAAUUCCCUCGAGCACCUUACAGGACAUAUCAAAAACGGGUACCUUUGAGGGGACCUAAUGAGCGAGUUUGUUCAGAGGCCAGGAAACAACCAGAAAAACCAAUUCCUCAGGCGGAAACGAAAGGCCCACAAGCGCCAAAGCCAUCCCUCAGUGAACCACAAAGGGAGAUUGUGGUUCCCAAAGCAAAGGUGAAAGAUCUUCCAAAACUCUCAGACCUGCCCUCAAAAUCCAUAAAUCCAGGCAUGGUAGCCGAUGUCUUUGUCUCACAUUGCAAUAGUCCACAGAGUUUCUUUGUACAGUUGAUCAAGGAGGAAGAUGACAUUUAUUCCAUUGUGGAAAAACUCAAUGAUGAACAGUCAACUGCUGCAACCAUUCACACUAAGGACUUGAGUCAAGGAGACUUGGUCAAUGCAGAGUUUCCAGAUGAUUCGUCAUGGUACCGUGCAGUUGUAAGUGAAAUACUGGGAAACGAAACAGCUCUUGUUGAGUUCAUAGACUUUGGAAAUACAGCAACGGUUUCAGUCUCCAAGAUAUGUCAACUCGACAAACACUUCCUUGAAAUUCCCAGGUUCAGUAUUCACUGCUUCCUAAGUGGAGUGACAGCUGUCGGAAACCAAGCAGAACUGAAUCCGGAAGUUGUGUCUAACUUCAAAGAGAAAGUUGGUUUAAACGGUAACAAACGGUUAGGGUGCAUGUUCAUGAAACAGUCUGGAUCUUUUUGGGAGGUUGGCCUAGUGCACGGCAGCAAAGCAAUCACAUGCAAUAUAUCUCCCAGCAGCCCAACAGCCUCGUCUGAUGUGAUACCUGAGACAUCAGAAGGCUCCAACCAAGAGGCAGAAGAGCCCCAACAAAGCCCUUCUGCUAGAAGUGUGCCACCAGAGAUGAGCACUUUGGUUGACGUUAAGAUUGCUCGUUAUAGGAAGCCUGACAUUUCAGAGGGACAGACCGUAGAAGUCUAUGCCUCUACUAUAAAUGGACCUCGGUCCUUUUGGUGUCAAUCUGCUGAAUCGGACAAACUUGAUAAGAUCACUGAAGUUGUUGCAGACGCUGGUAAUGCUGUGGCAUCUACGUUAAUUGACACUGAAACCCUGUGCACUGGAAGCCCUUGCAUUGCUCUAUUUGUGGACGAUGGACAGUGGUACCGUGCAGAGGUCCUAAGGAAAGAUGGAGAUGCCUUAUCCAUUCUCUUUGUGGACUAUGGAAAUGAGUCUACAGUCAAUCUGAAAGAUGUGAGGCCAAUGCCAACUGUGCUCAUUGACACUCCCCCACAGGCGUUCCAGUGUCAGCUUGAAGGGUUUGAUUAUUCACAAGGAUCCUGGCAUGACACUGCUGCUGACCAGUUAUCAGAACUCAUAAAAGACAAGCUUCUACACCUGACAGUUCUGAGAGUAUCCAGUCAAAAGCGGGGUGGGAUCACAUGUUUCCUCAAGGUGAAAUGCAAGGAAGAAAUGAUAAAUGACACUAUGAAGCUGUACUGGAAGAGCUCUGAUGACAAAGAAACGUCUGAAGACGAAGACAAGUCCGAUCCUACAGGAGUUGCAAUGUCAGGUGACAUGCCUUCAUUGGUAGGUGAAUUUAAGUUGGUUGAGGAAGAGGCAGCAGUGCCCAACUCAAGUCCCGAAGAGCCAUAUGAAAACGUCAGAGAGCACGACACAGACUAUGCUUUGGCCCAUAGUGAAACUCAUGAGUUAGUGGAUGAGGACAAAUGCACAGACAUUUCUGAUGAGCAACAGGACAACUCAGUACUCACCCAAGCAACAGAUGAAGGUCAUGCAGAGGAUGUGGAUCUGAUAAGUUUCCAAGUAGAUGCAGACUGUUUUGAUCACCUUGGCAACACAGAGUUAAUUGACGAUGACAAAGAGGAAGAAAAACAGAAAUACACAAAUGAGAUCCAAGAAUCCAUGACUGCCAUACAGGGUCUGAGUGCAACGACACCCAACGAAGGGAAAGAGACUAAGUCCAUUCCCAUCAUCAUCAUCUGUGAGGAACCCAGUGACGCAGGACUCGAAUGUGCCUCAGAGAGUGGAGAUUCAUGUGAGGCUCAAGUGGCAACUUCCCAAGGGAACAAAGACAUCUUGGUUUCAAGGACUAAAAAGGACACAUUGGAAGUAGACAAAGAUGAAAGUGGGAGUGUAUCAGUACUGGAAAAAGCCUUCAGUCUGGAUGACUCAGAGUCACGUCUGUACUUCGACGAACACUUUGACCAGACUUCUCUUUCAAACAUCGACCAAGGUCAAGACGACAUCUAUGAGGAAGUUUUCAAACUGUGUGCUGAGCCUGUCAUCGAGAGUGCAAAGUCAGAACAUGCUGUCACAGAGGAGUCAGAAACCAAAGAUGAGGAACUGGAUACCUUGGCUUUGGAGUUGGAGACCAAAAAAGAGGAAUCUGGAAUCAGAGAUGAGGAUGUCAACAUCUCUGCUGUUGUACCUGAAUCUGAGUUUGGUAAACUUCAGAGAGUUGAGCCGACUGUUCCAGUUGGGUCAUCAUCCUGUGUCGUUUGGUCCUCUGCUAAGAAGAGUUGGUGUAAAGCAAAGAUUUUGAAGAUCUUUGAGGACUCCAUAAAGGUUCUGCUGCUGGAUCACGACACUGAAAUGAUAGUAGACCCACACAAUAUAUUUGAGCCGUUGUCUUCAGAAACAGAAGAGAACACAGUGACAUGA